AACGCGCAGUAGAGCGGACGUGAGAGAAUCGCGCUCCGCAGAUUUCGAGUACCGUGUUCUUUACCUCCUGGGUCCUGCGCCCCGAGUUCGCUUUCUCGUGCAACUCGAGUUCCAGGACAAGCGCUGCGUGGUUUCUAUGCUCCAGGUCCGCUACCUGGUGAAACUCGACUUUUAGGACAACCGCCCCGUAGUUUCUGCGGUCUAGGUCCACUACCUGGUGAAACUAGACAUCAGGGACAUGCGCUCCAAAGUUCUGGCUGUCCACGUCCUUGACCUGGUGACUUUUGACCUUCAGGACUAAUUUUUCCUAGUUCUGACUGUCCUGGUUUUCCACCUUGUGGAUUUUGACAUCCAGGAAAAACGAGGUAUGACCCGAGGUGGUGGACGGUGGUUGGUGGUGCUCGGAGGUGCACAAGGAGAAGGGCGAGGAAGACAAGGAGAUGAAGGUGGACGAUGUGGACGAGGAUUUGUGCUCGGUAUAAUCCAAGGUGGUUAGUGGUGGUCGUUGGUGGUGGUUGACGGUGGUUGGAGGUAAUUGGAGGUGGUCGGAGGUGGACGAGGGAAGGACGAUGAAGACAAGGAGAUGAAGGUGGACGAGGUGGACGAGGAUUUGUGCUCGGUAUGACCCGAGGUGGUUGGCGGUGGUCGUUGGUGGUGGUUAGCGGUGGAUGGAGGCGGUCGAGCUGGACGAGGAGGAGGACGAGGAAGACGAGGAGAACACGGUGGACAAGGGGGACGAGGAUUUGUGCUCGUAUUUGACAACAGUGAUACCUUAUCACGUGGACAGUGGCCCACCUGAUGAUCAAGCUUUACAAGUCCUCAUUAAGAUAUUGAAGGCUAUUAAUGAGGAUAGUCCAACGGUGCCCACAUUAUUAACGGACUACAUAUUGAAAGUUCUGUGCCCCAUCUAGUGAUCCACUAGUACAUAUCCUCCGACGUGACAUCGCUGUGCUACGUAUAAAGAAGAAAAGAUUUAUUAAGAUGCAGAUUGCUCCUCUCUACUUGCUAUUGUGCUUUCAUAUAGCACUACAAUAAAUCUUAUAGAAAUAAGCUCUCAUUGAGAUUUUUCUGCAUUUAUGACUCGACGCGAGAAGGCAAAAAUCAAUGUAAUGCCAUCUGUAAGGUAAUUGGACUUGUAUUCGCACUACGAGAACUCGUUGGGCAUUUUGCGGUGAAAUUUGAAAAAUUGUUGUA
Messenger RNA from Neodiprion fabricii, 1194 nucleotides. RefSeq names its product fasciculation and elongation protein zeta-2-like. NCBI's taxonomy places the organism in Eukaryota, Metazoa, Arthropoda, Insecta, Hymenoptera, Diprionidae. The transcript has 7 exons. The record is from RefSeq and is a predicted model, not a curated record. Bases 669 to 911 code for a protein of 80 amino acids. Gene Ontology annotation, cellular component: axon; cytoplasm.